AUUAGCUUUGACGUUUUACGUUAUUUAUCGUGACAAAAUUCGAAUAACAGAGUUAUCUUUGGAAUAUUGAAAUCAAUCGUAUUUAUAGGCAACAGCAUUUGCAGAGUCAACAACAAAAUUGUCUCAUAAAACAGAUUUAUUUUUGUUCAAUUUGGAAAAAAGAAAAUGCUUCGUGGCAUAAAUAAUGUUCUGUUUAGUGGUCGUUUCCAAACGUCGCCACAAUUGCAAAAGCGUAAUGAGCACAAGAUUCCCGAGAAACUGCAAAAGGUUGCCACGGAUAAGGACCCUGAGCUCUCGGCAAUGGUUAUGUACUACUAUCAUAAGGCCGCCCAGAUCAUGGAAAAAGAGUUGGUCAAAGAGAUGGAUCAGUAUCCACAUUUGAAGCCAGAGGAGAAGCAGGCUCGCGUGAGUGCCAUUUUAAAUUUAAUAGGAAACGUGAACACAACGUUGGAAGUGAACUUUCCUAUUGCACGAAAUGAUGGCACAUAUGAGAUUAUAACUGGCUAUCGAGCACAUCAUGUACGAAAUCGGUUGCCCCUAAAGGGUGGAAUUCGCUUCGCCAUGGAUGUGGAUGAGGCAGAGGUGAAGGCAUUAGCAGCUAUUAUGACAUUCAAGUGCGCCUGUGUUAAUCUCCCCUAUGGUGGGUCCAAAGGCGGCAUUCGGAUCGAUCCCAAAAAGUACUCGGUUAUGGAAUUACAAACGAUUACACGGCGCUAUACCAUGGAGUUGCUAAAGCGCAACAUGAUUGGGCCUGGUAUCGAUGUACCAGCCCCAGAUGUGAACACGAGUCCCCGAGAGAUGAGCUGGCUAUUGGAUCAGUAUACCAAGACGUUUGGCUACAAGGACAUCAAUGCGGCGGCGAUUGUCACAGGGAAGCCUGUCCACAUCGGCGGCAUUAAUGGAAGAUUUCAGGCCACAGGCCGUGGUGUGUGGAAGACGGGAGAUUUGUUUUUGCAAGAUAAAGAAUGGAUGGAUCUAAUUGGAUUUAAGACUGGCUGGAAAGAUAAGAGGGUCAUUGUCCAGGGAUUUGGCAAUGUUGGUUCGUUUGCCGCUAAAUUUGUGCACGAGGCAGGCGCUAAAGUGAUUGGCAUCCAGGAGUUCGACUUUUCCCUGACCAACCAGGAUGGUAUUGAUAUUAAUGAUGUUAUUGCAUUCAAAGCUGAAAAGAAAACCAUCAAGGGGUAUUCGAAGGGCAAGGAGACCAAGGAAAGUCUGCUCACUGCGGAUUGUGACAUAUUGAUGCCUUGUGCCACACAGAAGGUGAUUACUAGUGAUAAUGCAAAAGACAUCAAAGCUAAAUUGAUACUGGAGGGAGCCAAUGGGCCUACGACACCAGCUGCUGAGAAAAUUCUGUUAGAGAAGGGCGUCCUGAUGGUUCCAGAUAUUUAUUGCAAUGCAGGCGGCGUCACCGUCUCCUAUUUCGAAUAUUUGAAGAAUAUUAAUCAUGUGUCCUAUGGAAAGAUGAACUCGAAAAUCACUUCACAGCUCAUUCAUGGGGUCAUUAAUUCCAUAAACGAGUCGCUUAACCGCUGUGAUGAGGGUGAAUACCCCGAAAUCAUCCCGAACGAGCGCCUCCAACAAAUUCGAGAUUGCACCAGGGAGGCUGACAUUGUGGAUGCUGCCUUACAAACGGUUAUGGAGUCAUCUGGCAUUGGAAUCAAAAGUACAGCCAAUAAGUUCGAGCUGUGCAACGAUCUGCGCACUGCUGCCUAUAUACAUUCCAUAUUUAAAAUAUUCCGUGCCUUAGAGAGCUCUGGCAUAUCGCAACAAUAGAAUUUUCUCUUUUCCUUGUACCUAAUGUAACAUUUUCAAAAUUUCCGUGUUAUUGAGGAAUUUAAUUCGUUUAGUGUAAUGAGCUUUAGCUUUAGAUUCCUUCUAAUAUAUCAAUUAUGAGUAA
Drosophila grimshawi is the source of this 1897-nucleotide messenger RNA. It is a transcript of the gene bb8, whose product is annotated as glutamate dehydrogenase, mitochondrial. Gene Ontology annotation, molecular function: L-glutamate dehydrogenase (NAD+) activity. The transcript is spliced from 4 exons. The record is from RefSeq and is a predicted model, not a curated record. Lineage: Eukaryota; Metazoa; Arthropoda; Insecta; Diptera; Drosophilidae. Gene Ontology annotation, biological process: L-glutamate catabolic process. Gene Ontology annotation, cellular component: mitochondrion. The coding region runs from base 166 to 1773 and encodes 535 amino acids.